GGAGAGAAGGGGAUUCCGCAUUUAAUAAUUAAAAAAUGCACUACUACGUGAAAAACAGGAUCGUGUGGAUUUUCCACGAAGAAAAAAACAAAAAUCCGACAUCGUUUCAUCCGAAUUUUCAAAUGUAAAUCCACAAAUUGGUAAUUAAAUGAAUAUGUGCGGUAGAAAAUAUGGCACGCGAAACGUGUUAAUUAAACCCGGAGGAUGCCGAGCCAUCUCGUUCAAAAAAAUCCAUCUCCAGGCAUCGCUGAAAUUAAUGUAGUCUCUGUUCUGCUCGGUGUACACCGUGUACAUGAACUCUCAUUAACGGGUUUACCAGUCUCACAGACGUACAGGCAGAGGGGGGCAUCCGAGUGUGCGGGCUAGAGCUGUACAGUAAACAAUUCUGGUAGGCUUGCAAUGAUACACAGCAGAACUGCAUGCUAGUGCAGACGUCGCAUGCCGCAUGUGCACGCCUGUCAGUGGAGCCUGGGUGCACACAACCAUACGAGCUGGACCGGGAGGAAAACAAGCUCGAGCGCUUAUUUGGGCUCUCCUCGAGGGAGCGCGAUUGCAUGAUGAGAGAGAAGAGAACCGCUGCUAUCAUGAACGAAUGUAAAACACAUCACAGAUUUUAGGCAGACACUGGAGGAUAAAAAAAACAAGCAACUCGCCCAGCAAUGGAGAACCAGGCGGCGAUGGAGCAGCAGAGCUACGAGGACGUGCGGAAAAGCGGUUAUCUCCGCAAGCAGAAAUCUAUGCACCGGCGCUUUUUCGUUCUCCGGGCUGCCUCGGAGCAGGGCCCGGCCAGACUCGAAUAUUAUGAAAACGAAAAAAAAUUCCGGAGCAAGUCACCGGUCCCAAAGAAAGCAGUGAACCUGGACUCUUGCUUUAACAUCAACAAACGGGCGGAUUCUAAGAACAAGCACAUGAUAGUGCUGUAUACCCGCGGGGAGAGCUUUGCCAUAGCCGCGGACACCGAAGAGGUCCAAAACGAAUGGUACCAGGCCAUGCUGGAUCUACAAUGUAAAUGUAAGACUCCUGAUGAGUGUGGCAGUGGAGGAGACUGUGGAUUGCCUUCCCCUGGCCCUGCCUUUAAGGAGGUCUGGCAAGUCAAAGUCUGGCCUAAAGGUUUGGGCCAGGCCAGGAACCUAGUUGGAAUCUACCGGCUUUGCUUGACGGACAAAACAGUCAACUUUGUCAAACUUAACUCUGACGUUGCCGCUGUGGUCCUCCAGUUGAUGAAUGUGCGACGCUGUGGCCACUCAGAGAACUUCUUUUUCAUUGAAGUGGGUCGUUCUGCCAUGACAGGUCCUGGAGAAUUCUGGAUGCAAGUUGAGGACUCAGUGGUGGCGCAGAACAUGCAUGAGACCCUGCUUGAGGCUAUGAAGGCUCUGAGUGAAGAGUUCCGUCAAAGAAGCAAAUCCCAGACUGUUGGUGUGAGCUGUGGAGGAGGGACUGCCUCUAACCCUAUCAGUGUACCUUCUAGACGACACCACCCAAAUCUGCCACCUUCACAAGUUGGCUUUUCUAGACGUGCUAGAACGGAAACCCCUGGAGUCUCCAACAGCAACACAUCUCCAACUCCAAGGCAUGGAUUCUCUAGGUCACGGACAGCUAGCAUUGGGGCUCGCACAGAUGAUGGAGGAGGCAGAGCAACGGCUCUCAGCACAAGUCCGAGUCUCAAUGGUUCAUCCUGCUCAACUACCCCAACGCUGAGGCCUAAACCUACACGAGCACCCACUCCAGCAAAGAUCACUCUCAGCCUGGCACGUUACACCCCUAACCCUGCACCUUCCCCGGCCCCGAGCCUCUCAUCCAGCUCUGGUCAUGGGUCAGAAUGUGGGCUGGGUGGAGCUGCCUUUGGAACAGUGCCCAUCUGCACUUAUGCUCGAAUUCCUCAGAGAGUGUCGAUGUCAGGAUCACCCAGUGAUUAUGGUUCGUCAGAUGAGUACGGCUCCAGCCCCGGAGAGCACUCCCUGCUAGCCACAGGACUCCCUGCUGCUCUUGUUGAAGGUGGAGCCAGUUACAUCCUGAUGGGUCACCGAGAAGGGUCUCACAAACGUAUUCAUGGACGCAGGGUUCUACGUCGUUCAUCUAGUCGCGAGUGUGAGGCUGAGCGCAGGCUGCUCAGCAAGCGUGCUUCCCUUCCCCCCACCUCUACCCAAGAGCGUUUGGUCCCGCGCCGCAGGGAGGAGGAAGAAGAGGAUGAAGAAGACUAUGCAGUGAUGUCACGCAGUGCAAGUAGAGAGUCUUUUACAUCUCGCCGAGGCUCAGGGGGUUCAGCCACAACAUCACUGGUGCAGGAAAACUCAGCAGAUAAAGGAGUCAGUACUAAAGGGGGCCCCGAAGACUCCUCAAUUGACAGUGGAUACAUGUCAAUGCUACCAGGCGUUACAGCCCCUCCUGCUUCAUUGUCGCUGUCGGUUUCUGCUUCAGAGGUAGUGCCAAAGGGUGGAGAUGAAUACAUGGCCAUGACCCCCAACAGCAGUGUCUCACCCCCUCAGCACAUCCGCCUACCCAUCAAUGAGGGCUACAUGAUGAUGUCUCCCAACAGCAGCUGUUCACCAGACUUACACGGCCUAAGUGGAUGCAUUUGGGGCAGUAGGGGCAGCAUGGAGAGUCGGACAGGCAGCGACUACAUGAACAUGUCACCUAUAAGUGCCAGAUCAGCUUGCAGUACUCCUCCAUCACACCCAGAGCAGCAACCGCUGCAGCCAAAGAUGGUUUAUUCUUAUUUUUCGCUGCCACGUUCAUACAAACACACCACCCUCUCAACUCGUUUUGAGGAUGAUCUAGACAGGGUUUGCAUGGGUAGAGGUGAAGCAGGAGUAAAAGCUGGGCAUAGUGGUUACCACUGUGUAGGGGGCACACCUGUGGGCUCAGGUGGUGGUGGACAACUCUCUCUGUCCUCAUCCUCUUUUUCAUCUAGUUCAGCUAGUAGCGAAAGCCUUGAGGACAGGUCGUUGUCUCUGUCAGUUGGUGGAGUUGGAAGAGCAACUAGGUUGAGUGCAGGACACAGGGUAGGGGGGGCACACCCCAAAAUUACAUCCCAACAUCAUCACCAGCAGAGAUGUGGACCAGGUGUUCAGAAACAGGGUCAUUUACAGUCAAGGAAGGACAAGCCGUCCAAUUUUUUUGUUGAUGUAUCCAAAGCCAAUACGCUGCCGAGAGUCAGAGAGACUUUGCUCCCAACUGCAUCCCAGAGCCCUGGGGAGUAUGUGAGCAUUGUAUAUCAGGGUGAGCGAGGGGGACAUAACAAGAGGAUGACUACGGCUGAGCCAGGGAACUCUAUGGCACAAGGACAUCAAAGAGCCUUUCACCGACCACAGCCAUGUCAGGGUGGAUCUACCAACCUUCCCCGGAGCUUCUCAGCACCCCUAUCAACCUCAAUCUCUUUGUCAUCUGAAUAUGUAAACAUGGAGUUAGGUAGCUCACCUUCUUCUCUCACCACCCUCUCUUCUUUUAAACCUGCCCCAAAGGUCAGAGAGGAGAUCAACAGAGCUCCUCCAGUAGAACAAGAAUUGGAAAUGGGACUCAGGAAGAGCAGCAUGACAGGUAUGACAUCUACAGAGGUGGCUGCUGCUCCUUUCACAGACUAUACUGAGAUGAAGUUUGGAUUGGGUGCAGAUACAACAUCCAAGUCCCCAAAAGCUGGCCAAACACCUCUGCCAUCCUCCAUGGAGCAGGAGCAUAAUAUGAAUUUUUCCUCACCCAAGGCUUUUUCAAAUGUGGAUCAGGGUGCCCGUCUAGUCCGGGCUGAAUCAACAGCAAGACGGCGGCAUCGCUCAGAGACGUUUAUCACACCCCCAACUCAUCCCCUCUCCCCCUCUGCUUCCCCUUCUCCCUUUUCUGAAACACCACAUGUUGGUCCACCACGACAGCAAGGAUUAGAGAGCAACCUUUGGUCAAACAAUCAGCCACCCUCUCCACAGUGUGCCAGCCCUGGAGUAGCAAAUCUUCCUGCUGCUCAGGCAUCUUCCUUAACCCUGGAGCAAGGCCUGAACUACAUUGAUUUGGACUUGGUCAGUAAGGAGAAUCAAACCAGUGUGGACGGACCCUCUGGCCCUCAUUCAUUUUUCUCUCCUGUAGUUGGAGGGUUGACUGGGGGAUUGGGUGGAGCAGGAGGAAACACCAGCUCCAGCAUCAACACCUAUGCCAGCAUUGAUUUCAUCAAAUCAGAUGAAUUGAGAGUACAUCAGAGCAGCAGGAAGGACAGCAAAGAUUGUUAAUGUGCUUCUGUGUUUGGACCAGUCAGCACCUGUCCUUCCUGCGUGAGUGUGUUUGUCUGUGUGCGCACCUGAUGUGUCCUCAAAAACGGUGCGAUUGCCCACAUCCCUCAGCAGUGGAAACCUCAAUUAAAACAUUUACUCUCAUUAGUUGCCAUUGGUUCAAUCAAAAUAAAAUUUGUGCCAAAAGACUAUCUGUCAUUUCCUCCAGAGAUCACUGAGAUGGACGUGUCCUUCGGCUGCUUAUAAAAGGGCCACUGCGACUCUGACUGCCAACCAGGAGCCAAUGAUAUUCCUUUUUUCCUCUACCACAUACUUUAAAUUAUUGUAAGAGAGAUGUUAAAUAGUAUAAUGAUAGAUCAAAAAUAUAUAGCAGACAUAAUAUUACUGAGAAUAUAUCUAUCUAUCUAUCUAUGUAUAAAUACGACUUUUUUUUAUAAAAGUGCCUCAUUUUUGAUUGUAGCCAUUUUUACACACAGGUCUAAAUGUGCUCUGUAAAAGAAAAAAUGCUUCUUCUUUUUUUUCUAUCAUUCCUUUGUGUUUGCUAUGCUGAACAAAGCCGAAAGACAAGAUAUCUACAAAUAAGUGAAGUGAAGAAAAGCUAUUGGAUAGAUGGAAGAGCUUUAUUUGGUAUGGCUUGUGUAAUCAGAUUGCCUUACUGUGCUGUAUUUGCUUGUGUGUGUGUGUGUGUGUGUGUGUGUGUGUAAUCAGUCAUCUAAGCCUCAGACAUCCUGUGCCUCAGUUUACUAAAAAAGAUCUGGACAAACACAUGUAAGAUCAAAACUGAUUUCUUAUACCAUAUUGCUGUAUUAUUAAAACUUUAGUAAAUGCAUCUACUUCUAUACAGAUAAACAUGUAUACAUAUACAAAGUACCCACCCUUUCUUCUAAUAAUAUAGCAUAAUGGCAUCAAAAGGCUGGGAGCACAAAAUCAGAUGACCGAUGGGUGUCUAAUCAAUAUAAUAGGAACUUGUGUGUGUGUGUGUGUGUGUCCCUCCAUAGACUUUUGUCUUUAGUUGUAUAACCAGGGUGGUGUAUUAAUGUAGUACUCCCCAUCCCUAGGUUACAGGAUACACUCAUUUUCAGAUUUAAAACUGUGCCUCCCUCAAAUGCAGCUCUAUUAUCACAGACUCAACUGAAAUAUAAAUUAAACACAUCCACAGUCAGACAGCGGAUAUCCAUCAAAUUUCUCAGUCUGACCUGUUGAUGAUAUUCUGACUAGUUUUUACAUUGCUGCAACUUGCUUUUUACACAGAGAUACGCCUCACUUUUUCUGUAGUACAGAAUGUGCUCUAGUUUGCCCUGCUUUUGCUUAUUUUUUUCAGUAUUAGAAUUUAAAGAUAAGACUUACAAGACAACAGGGUCUUUUUAUGCCAUCCAGACAGUUGUGCCUGUCUUUUUUUUUUACACGAUUUGACUUUUGAGAUUAAUUUUGUUGGCUACUGCAAUUUUCUAACUAAUCUAUAAGGUUUGUUUUGUGUAGUGUAUGUAACUUGCAAAAACAAUAUGUAGAAAUGAUCCUGUUUCAGUGCCAAAUUCUUAACUCACACAAUACCAUCGAUCAUGCAUUGAGGGAAAAGAGUGAUCUCAUAAAUUAAAACAUGCUUUUUAAUGCCACAUUUUUAGUAACCAAUACUUUUCUUUUUUGCCUGCACAAUCUGCGUAUUUUCUAUCACCCAUUUUGUCAACUCAUAUCUCACAUAGUACAACAGCUGCCUUCAGUUACCAGGAAUCAACAUGAAGCCUUAUAGUGCUUAUAUGAAUGCCUUUUCUAUCAUGUAAAAAUAAAACUCUCCUUAGGUUAUGCAUAUUGUAUACAAGUUAAUUUAUGUGUAAAGACAUGCAACAUUCAAUGCAGUGUUUCUAACUGUUUAAUAGAGGUGACAUUUGCUUACAGUGUUUAUAUUCAUCAUUCACAUCACUUAUACAGUGAUUGUUAGUGGUUACAGAUAACAUGCAUACCUCCCACCAAAACGUUCACAUCCUUCAUAAUCUGAUUAAAACUAACAGAACAACAACAGGUGGUGAUUUUAACGUGGGGUGGGCUUAAUAUUGUCCCCUUAAGAGUUUUAACCUCUAUUUACUUCUCAUCCUUUGCAGGACAUAUGCCUUUUUUUAAUUCAUUUAAUAGGUAGACGUUACAAAAGCAAAGAAACCAUCAAACCUUGUUUGUGUGUGUGUGUGUGUGUGUGUGUGUUUCUGUUGCUGUCAAAGCGCAUUUGGCUAUUCUGUUUUACCCCAUGUGUCUUUUUUGUAUAUUUUGAUUGCCUUAUUGUCUGUAUUAGCUCUUAUUUAAUACAUGGCAGCUGUAAAAGAUGCUUUUUAUUCUAGAACAGUGGGAAUUAUGUUUAAAGAUUCUGCAUUCUAGCAGUGGGAUUUUUCUUUCUUCAGAAUGACAAUUUUAUAGUCUGGUUUGGUGUAUAAACUUGUAUGUCCCCAGACUUUCUUUCCAGAAAACAUUAACAUGGUAUUAAGUGAUGUAGAAAUACAGCCAAGGUCAUAUGUAUACUGUAGGUAUAUGGACUAUCUAUAUAUAGUCCAAAAAAAAGAUACAAAAAAGAAAAGUAAUCCUUUAUUGUCUUUAAGUACCUGCAAUUGUUGGGGAAAAGGGUCUGAUAUGCACAAUCAGGGGUUUGUGUAAAGUUAAAACUUGAUCUGUUCUUCUGUAUAUCUAAUUCUAUGAAACAGUCAAUGACAAUUGUGUAUAAAGGGGUUUUAAUAAGAGAGUUAAUAGGCUGUGGGCUACUGUAUAGUUCUGUGAAUAAUGGGAAAUAUGGGCUCGGGUGGGAGACUGUAUGGUACGGAUAUAGUAGAAAUGUCUGUUGAAUUCAGAAAUUCCUCAAUGAUUAUUGCCUGUGAUUAAGACAAUGUCACUCAAAAAAUGAAAAAAGUAUGAGAGAACUGAAAUAAGUGUCUCGUGUCUUUUUUUUUAUAACAUAAAUUUGCCGUCCAUGUUGGAAAGGUGUGUGCGCGCCCGCCUGCAUGUGUGACUGAAGUCUAGACAGACAGUCGCCUCUGAAAUGACUUCCAAGGAUGAACCACCUGCCAAGACGCGUGAUCGUAACAGGCAUGAGUGUGAACGUGUGAACGAGCGCGUGUUCGCGUGCGCCGACGUACAGCCCGGUCCCCAUUUCCGAGAUUCUGAAGCGGCCAUUACCCCUUGAAAAAAACAACAUCGCAUCCCUCGCGAGGGAAGACAGGAGCGUUCUCAAACGUUCAGCGUAUCUGUGACCCAAAGUUAGGCCUCUGAGGACAUCGUGUGGUAAGUGUGGGGUAAAACAUCAACAGCUGCUGCUGUUUCGAGCAGCGAAAUCACUGCUCGCUUUUUUGGGGGGUGUUUUUCAAAGCAGUAAACAUUAUGUUACAUUUGUUGUGUUCCACAAACAAGGAAAGUCAUACAGAUUUGAAACAACGUGAGUGUGACUUGGUCUAAGUCACACUCACUAUUAGCCUUUUUCUACAGUAAUAAAGUAAGCAUGUGAUUUUGCUAAAGACAUCCCGCUAUCUGAAAAUUGUGAGAAAUGGGAAACAGGAGGACAGUGAUCCCUGAUAGCACACAUACAUCAUGGAGAUAUCUUUCUGACGUCUGGGUUUGAGUGUCUGCUCACAUGCAAUAUGCAUAUGACGUUUCCUAUCAGAUAUCAAAUGGAUGUUUAUUAGAUGUCUUUAAGAUGUUUAUGAUGUAGAAUGUGCACAAAACCAUAAAUAAUGGAUAACUGACAAUGACCUGUUUUCAACUAUUUUAACAGUGCUUCAUUACAUAUGAGCGCAUUUAGUCAGACAGCAGUAAAUUUGUGAGCAAACAGAAUACACUUAAAGUUCAACUUACUGGACUUUUAGUUACUUCCCAGACUGUCUAUUUUAGGAGACUGCUAGAUGAUUGCUAGAGUAUUUAUUGGAGCAUGUUUUCAUAUGAUCAAUGUGCAUUACAUAUAGAUUGGCUUUCUCUUAUUUUCUUUAAUAUUUAAUAAUCACGUUUUCUUUCCACACUGAGUGGUGACUGAGAUGUAGUGAACAAAAAGGAACUCGAGGCCUCUAAUGACCAGAAGCAGCCAAGCACCGAGAAAAGGAACAGACAUAUGAAGGAUCCUGAAGACUAUUCCAGGCCCAAACUGGGAAGUAUAAAGUAUAAAGACAAAUAUCUGGCCUAUAUGGCCAGAUUGUUGUCUUUUCAAUAAAAAAAAAAUGUUCCACUUAUUCUUGCAAUAAAACAGAAGACGUACGUUUUGUUCCAGAAUAAAGAAAUGUUGAUAAAACAAAUGGGUUAAUAUAACAGGCAGUUAUGAACCUCAAAAUUCUAACAUAACCAAUAUAAAUUCUAUUUCGAAUGUCUUUAAAUUAUUAAUAUCAUAUGGCUAGCUCUCCCUUUGUGUAGCACCUUACAACAACUGCACAAUCUAGUCAGGCACAUAAUGGAACAGAAUGGUUUUAUGGCACACAGGGAGCACAUACAUGACUACAUUACUCUAAUGUUCUAAUCAUUUGAAGAUUCAAUUAUCAUAGGUCUUGGAUUCAGCUGGCUACACUGGACAACUACUUUUCUAACAGCUUUGAUUUAAAAUUAUUGAAAUGAUUUUAGCACAGUCCUCCACAAAUCCUACCUUCUCUACAUCAAGUAAAUUAACAGAGGAGUUUACAUCUGUUUUUUGUUUUUUUGUUUUUUUCAUUUUUAUUUAAACUGCAAUUUUUAGGGAAAAUAAGUCCUGAUCUUUUAAAAAGUUUACUAAGGUUGAGGAUGACAGAUCACUCAUUUGCAUUAAAAACUUUUCAGAACUCUAUGAAGUGGAUACCUGACCUAGAGUGGGUGAAGGGGUUAACUAUUUUACCUAAAUUGAUACGUUUAUUUAGGGCAGAUUGUUACAGAUCUUAAAAAAAAAAAUCUAAGUCUGGAGCUUUGUAAUAUUAAAUAUAUACAUUUCUAGAUUUACAUUUUAAUAAGAGGUUUAGUUGUUAUUCUACAGCGUUUUAUAUGUGGAAAAUAAAUGAUUCCUUCUUUUUUUAGUAUGGGCCAGUAUUAACAGGUUUCUAAUAAAUUCACUAUAAAAUUCAUCAUGUACUAUCCCUGUUAAAAUUAAGUUGGAUGACUCUUCACAUUCUUUAGCUAUUUCCAGCUUGCAAACAGUAACACGCUUAAAAAAUGAUUGUAGGCUACUAUUUUUAUUUUAGGAAUCAGGAUUAAAGGAUGAUUCGUUAAGGUAUUGAUUGUUUAGGCAAUUUUAGUAUUUUUGUAUUCACUUGUAAUUUUAUGAAUCUCUCAUCACUUAAUAAGAAUGUUGCUAAAAACUUUCAUUUUAGUCAUUAUUUAUUUAUUUAUUUAUCUACGCUAUUUUAAAAUAUGUUUGUUAAUUUUUUAUUUAUUUGUUUUUCUCUUUAUAUUUAUUUUUUGUUAUUACUAUUUAGAUGUUUAUUGUUUUGUAUUCUAAUUGUUUAUGUAUUGUAUUGCUUUGACUGUAUCCCCUGUGAAUUUUACAUAAUAGAGUUUAAUAAAAUAACAAUAAUAAUAAUCACUAAUCGAUUGAACAAAUGACCCUUACAAGGGGCUUCCGUCACUCACAAGCCAGUAUGCAAUGUUUGCCAGCUUCUUGCUUCUUCUAACUGCAAAAUUCCCAUCAGUUUUCUUACAGACAUAAACAUAUGUGUAUGCCAGUUUUGAGCUGUCAACAGUUUCUCCUUGUUGUGUAAAAUGUAGGGCAAGGCCAGACUCCCGUUUUUUGCUUCUAGCGCCACCUGCUGUCACGAAUUUUCAUUGACACUCUUUGGAUUACAUUCAGUUUGAGGUUGUCACAACAUAUGCACAUAAGCUUUUCUGUUUAACAGGAUUAACAUUAAUGACAGAUAGGCCAAUGCCGGCUAUGUUCCAGCUUUCUUUCCAUGAGCCGUCAGUCUUGAAAUGUGUGACUUAAAUAUUCCAUCAAGGCACCCGACAGUCUCAAAAGCAUUGCUAGCACAUUCAAGAGAAAGCUUAAGGAUAAGAUGAAAUUGAAAAGUGCAGAAAAGAAAAAAAAGCCCAGUGAUGUUGUCCUGGUUUUCUUCCCAAUUGUUUCUCGCACUGGAACUGACAUUGAUGCUGCUAUCAGUAGCAUUGAAGACCUAAAUGAUAAGCCGGUCAUUUUAGUGGUUCUUCAUCACACAUUUGAUCCUGAGGCCGUUGUGUCAGACAGCAAAAGAUUUGUGAAAAGGGAUAAUACAUGUACAGUGGACUGUCUGUUUUAUGAGGACAAAGGAUUACUGGACUGUAAAAGAAAUGAUACAGCCUACAAAAAUACUAUAGAUUGGCUAAAUUCUGUGAAACCAAUCCUGAAGGAAAGAAGGGCUCAACAGAAGUAAUUUCCUACAAAUCCUGAACUUCCAAACUUCCAAUUUGACAGACGCACUGGGAAAAGACAAUUUUUUUGAUAGUGUAUGCAUAUUGACAACCAAUUAAAUCCUCCAAUAAAAUGUAACUCUCCACAUUUUGCAGGCUUCUUUUGUCAUAUUCAAGUUAUAGAUGCUACAGAGGGGCUUCUGCUGUGUAGAGAUGUGAACUAUGUGAAUGCACUGGAAAUAGUUAUUUCUGUAUUAAAGUUGAAACACUCUUCAGGCUGAACGUUUAAAUCUGAUGGCAGUAUUUCUGUGUUGUUUAGUCAAAAUCCAUAUUUGACUGUCCAUAUCAUUCCUUUUGGUUUUCUCAUACUAUUUUUCUUCUCUGAUGAAGUCUUGCUAUGCUAGCUAAGCAGUCCUGACCUUUUUUACAACACCAAAACGGUUUCACCCACAGCCAGUGUUGGGGAAAGUUACUUAUAGUAAUGCAAUGCAAUAUUGCGUUACUCUCUAAAAAAGUUUCUAGUAGGUCUUUUUGCAUGAAAAGUAAUAUUGUUACUUUUGAGUUACUCUUUAUAUCAGUGUAGGGCUUGCUUGUUUUCUGUCUGAUAAUACGUGGGAAACAAAGUAACUUCAAUUAUUUGAAAAGUAUCUUCAAAAUUAACGUAAAGUAACAUGUUACUUUACUAGUUGCUUAAAAAAGUAAUCUGAUUACGUAACUUGCAUUACUUACUUUUUUUCAACCGCUUAUGAAGUUUGUACAGCAGAUUAAUCGUUCUAUCUGUUAUCCAGGCUACUUGUCUCGUGUUGGUUUGAAAGGAAGCUGGAGCCUGUGAGUGGACUCAUAGAAUUGUCUGUUUAUGUUCUUCUUGUAUGUUUUCUUUCUGACAAAAUGGCAUACACAUCUCAAAUAAAAUAAACACAAACAAA
Messenger RNA from Puntigrus tetrazona (Sumatra barb), 11437 nucleotides. Its product is annotated as insulin receptor substrate 1-B. Gene Ontology annotation, cellular component: plasma membrane; cytosol. The record is from RefSeq and is a predicted model, not a curated record. The transcript has 7 exons. Gene Ontology annotation, biological process: insulin receptor signaling pathway. NCBI's taxonomy places the organism in Eukaryota, Metazoa, Chordata, Actinopteri, Cypriniformes, Cyprinidae. Gene Ontology annotation, molecular function: phosphatidylinositol 3-kinase binding; insulin receptor binding. Bases 660 to 4211 code for a protein of 1183 amino acids.